GUCCAUCUCCCUAAAUUCUCUGUCCGUGACAACUUUUUCUUUGGACACUCACACAACAACUACUACAAUUCUUUGCUUUUCUUGCUAAAGCAGAAAUAUUUGGACUUCUGGGUAUCAUAGAGAUUUGUAAUCUCUUUUGUUUUCUCCAUUGUGUUUGGGAUUGAUUGAUGAGGAGGUAAGAGCCAUAUCUCUGUUCUUUCAGAUUGCUCUGUCAGUGACAAACGUUGGACCUCAACUAUUUUCUGGUUCUUUCCAUUUUAGGAUGAGAUGUGUAGCAUGUGUCACAAUUGUGGUGCAGAAUUGUUGAAGUUGGAGGAAAAGAACAAACAGAAGAAUGGGAAUUCUUUAAAAUUUGAUACGGGAGGUCCCAUUUGGUCUUGUAAAUUAUGUGGGGAUAAGCAGCAGGGAGAAUCUAUAAAACGGGAUAGUUUGAAUCCAUAUACAACACUGAUGAUCAGUCCAACUACUUCAUUAUCAAGCAGUGAUAGCUUUGGAUCUAAUUGCAGUGAGUUUUCGGUUGAUGUAAACUCAUAUGACAGGUGUAAUCGGGAAGAAAGUACGACGGAUGAUAGUCAAGAGGGUCAUAGAAGAAUGGAAAACAACUCAAAGGAAAUCAAUGGUGGCAAUGAUAGGCACAUUGCAAGGGAUGUGGAAAUACUAAUAAGUAAUGGUCAAGAGCCAAAAGAUGGUGUUCCUGGCUAUGAUGGCAAAUUGUCUAAUGAAGUAGCUGAGAAUUCUCAAUCUAUUGAUGAUGAAUUGGACACCAAAAUUUGGGAACCUCCAGAAGCAGAAGACCCAGAGGAUGACAUGGAGGGGAGCAUGGCUUAUGAUGAUGAUGAUGAUGAUGAGUGUGGUGAUGGCACUGAGUGGGGCAAGCCAGCUUCUUUGAGUCGCUUUAGAGAUGAAGGAAGUGGGAGUUACAAGUUUAAAGUGGAAAAACAAAAAGCAAUGGAAGAGGUGAUAAAUGGGAGGUUCAAGGCCCUUGUUUGCCAUCUUCUUAAAUCCGUGGGUAUUGCAUUUUCUAGGGAAGAUGGUGAAAGUUGGGUGGAUAUAGUUACUUCUUUAUCAUGGGAAGCUGCUUCAUUUUUGAAGCCUGAUGCUAUUGAUGGUAAAGCAAUGGAUCCAAACGGCUAUGUGAAAGUGAAAUGCAUUGCAACUGGUUCUCGCAGCCAAAGUCAAGUAGUAAAAGGUCUGGUCUUCAAAAAGCGUGCUGCUCACAAGCACAUGCCAACUAGCUACAAGAAUCCAAGGUUGUUGCUGAUCAGGGGCGAGCUUGGUCAAUUUUCUAGUGGGUUGUCAUCGUUCGCUUCAAUAGAGCAGCAGGGAAAAGAUUAUCUGAAGUCUCUCAUUGAGAUGAUAGAAUUGUGCCAUCCAAAUGUGAUUUUAGUAGAAAAAACUGUUUCUCGUGAUAUCCAGGAGUCUAUUCGUGCACAAGGAAUGACACUGGUCUAUGAUAUGAAGCUUCAUCGCCUAGAGAGAAUAGCCCGUUGUACUGGCUCACCAAUGCUAUCAUCUGAUACUUUGACCACUCAAAAGCUAAAACGAUGCGAGUCUUUUCAUAUCGAAAAAUUUAUAGAGGAACAUGCACCUUUUGGUGAAGGGGGAAAGAGGCCCAGUAAAACACUGAUGUUUCUUGAAGGCUGUCCCACGCGUCGUGGUUGUACGAUUUUGCUGAAAGGCGCACACAGCGAUGAAUUGAAGCGGACUAAAUGUAUUGUGCAGUGUGCGGUUAUCAUGGCAUAUCAUUUAAUUCUUGAGACAUCUUUCCUUGUUGAUCAGAGGGCAAUGUUCUCUACAAUUCGAUUUCCUGAAGUGGUGAAUGUCUUGCCAACUGAUCAACAAUCCCCUAAUUUAGGAUCUGCUAACUCAAGUGUUCCUUGUAUUGAGGAUUUUACUUCCACAAAUGGGUCACAUACAGUUGAUAUUCCCAUUUCCAAUGGAUUCCUUGAAGAAAAUACCCACAAUUCAAACUUAGAAUCAGAAAGCAACUCCACAUUAACUUAUGAGCCAUAUAAUCCAGCUGUUUUCUCUGGGUUGUCGUCUCUUUCUACUUCGUUAAAGAAAGUUAUAGCAGACAGUUUCCCUCUUGCCACCUCUACUCCGUAUCAGUCACUGUCAUCAUACUUUGGAUUCAAUGGAAGGCAAUCCAACAGUCAUGGCAGUGAAGCUGUUUCUCUUUCAACAACUCCAGGGGCAGUUGACUAUUCAGAUAUGGGAGCUAAAGGUAGUUCCAUCGAAGCAAAGUCAUUUGAUGGUGGACAGUUUCAGACUUCUUCAGGUUUCACUGAAGUCCCUCUAGAGAUAAAAAUAGAUGGCGGUACUAGUGAAGACCAACUGCAAAGUAGGGAUGGCAUCAACACGGUGACAAAUUCUCAGAGUAUUUUGGUUUUGAUGUCUUCCCGGAAUGCUGUAAGGGGGACAAUAUGUGAGCAGAGCCAUUUUUCUCAUAUCAUGUUCUACAAGAAUUUUGAUGUUCCUCUUGGAAAGUUUCUGAGGGAUAAUUUACUCAAUCAGAGAAGCCAGUGCACCACAUGUGGUGAAUUACCAGAAGCUCAUUUUUACUAUUAUGCACAUUAUAAUAGGCAGCUUACUAUACAAGUUAAACGGCUUCCUGAAGAAAAACAUUUGCCCGGGGAAGCAGAAGGGAAGCUUUGGAUGUGGAGUUGUUGUGGUAGAUGUAAACCUGAGAAUAGAAUCUCAAAAUCUACAAAAAGAGUGUUGAUUUCCAAUGCUGCCCGUGGUUUAUCCUUUGGAAAGUUCUUGGAGCUCAAUUUCUCUCACGCCUCUUCGUCUAGCAGAUUAUCCAGCUGUGGCCAUUCUCUGCAUAGGGACUUCCUGUACUUCUUUGGGUCAGGUCCCAUGGUUGCAAAGUUCAAAUACUCUACAGUAGCAAUAUAUAAUGUUUCUGUGCCUCCUCAGAAGCUGGAGUUUAGCAAUUCAAUUAGACAAGAGUGGCUCAGGAAAGAAACUGAGAAUGUGUACAUGAAAGGGAUGCUACUGUUCACAGAGGUUGCGAACUCUUUGAAGAAGAUCAGAUCUCAAUUCACAGGAAGAACUCUGAACUUGCGAGGCACAUCAUUAGAUUUAUCUGAUAUUGAAGAGAUGUUGAAGCACGAAACGUCUGACUUUGAGGUAAACAUUCAGAAUGCUGUUUCUAAGAAUGGGAAUCCAGACCAGGCUGUUUACAAACUUCUCAGCUUGAACCGAUUAUUGUGGGAACUUCUGCUUGAAUCAUGCGUUUGGGAUCGACGAUUGCAUUCGCUACUCUCACCCGAACAUACAGUAGGUGACUCUAAUACUGCUGAGAAAGUAAUACAAGAACAAGUCAAAUUGUUGGAUGGCCCUGCUGCUGGAGGCAUUGACGGGACCGCAACAAUUUUGGAGAAUGGCAAUGUAGUCUUUGAUGACAGUGCCAAUUUGAAAGUUAAGUUAGAUACAUCUGUAGAAGCAAAUGGAUUUCCAAUCAAAGAAAUUCCAGUAGAAGGCCCAGUUCAAGAAUCUAGUGAUGGAGAUGAUGUAUUUAAUACAUCUGCUGUGGCUGAGGGUGAGAUGCCAACUCUGGGUCUAAGUACAAAUGGAUCAUCUGACCAAGAGUGCGCUGUGAAUGGCUCUGUCCAUCGUCAGUCUGGUGAUGAUAAUUGUCAGGCAGUGAUUCUUUCUUCGUCUGAUCAUUCCCAAAUGGAUAGAACUGUUCCAAUUUCCACAGGGCUUGAGAAUGCCGAUUCUAUAUCUGAUUUUCAUGUAUCAAAGAAGGAUAAAUCUCUACGGUCACUCUCAUCCAGCUUAGAAAAUUCAAUUGAAUGGCCCUGGACACCUUUCUCAGAAAUACGGCAGAUAGGCAUGAUGGAUCUCCUGAAAGGUUACUUGAAGAAAUUUGGAUCUAUCAGUAGAUAUACUCCAGAAUACAUUCCCACAGCGGAGCAACUGAUCAUUGAGGAAGGCUCAAGGCUGCACAUUCCUCUUGAAGCUGAUAAUUAUAUUGUAUCAGACUAUGAUGGUGAACUCUCAAGCAUAAUUGCCUGUGCACUGGCGUCCUUGAUGGAUGUACCUGUUCCAUCGGAAGUUCUUGAUGAGGUUAGUAAGAGGGAGAAUGGAAUGGCCACCAAGUCAUUUGAAAGUUUAUACAGCCUAGGUCGAAGUUCCGCCAGUACUUACCCACCUUGGUCUUCAAAUGGUUCUUCAGAUUCAGAUUCAGUCCAUUCUACACCAAGCAUUUCUUUAGAAGAUCCACGGUUCUCCAGUUUUGAUGGGUUGAAUUUGUUGGAUUCUCUAGUCCCUCCAGAUCCUUUUAAUCCAGUUGUCAAUCUGCUUGGGAAGGGUAAAUAUACUGUAGCUUGUCUAUAUGCGAAUGAAUUCCGUGAUCUUCGCCAUCGCUGCUGCCCAUCUGAGGUUGAUUAUAUUGCUUCCCUAAGCCGUUGUAGGAACUGGGAUGCCAAAGGUGGGAAGAGCAAAUCAUUUUUUGCUAAAACACUAGAUGACAGGUUUAUUAUAAAGGAAAUUAAAAAGACAGAAUUUGAUUCAUUUAUGAAGUUUGCUCGGGAUUAUUUCAAGUACAUGAAUCAGUCAUUUGAGUUGGGGAACCAAACAUGCCUUGCAAAAGUUCUUGGGAUCUAUCAGGUAAGUAUCAGACAGGCAAAAAGCGGGAAAGAGAAUAGGCAUGAUCUGAUGGUCAUGGAGAAUCUUAACUAUGGUCGGAAAACUACUCGUCAGUAUGAUCUUAAAGGUGCUCUACAUGCUCGGUACACUGCAGCAGCUGAUGGUUCAGGCAAUGUUCUUUUGGAUCAGAACUUUGUCAAUGACAUGAAUUCCUCUCCCUUGUAUGUUAGUAAUAAAUCCAAGCGUCUCUUGCUACGGGCUAUUUGGAAUGACACAGCUUUUCUUAAUUCAAUCAACGUUAUGGAUUAUUCUUUACUAGUGGAUGUGGAUACGGAGCGCCGGGAGCUUGUAUGCGGGAUCAUUGAUUAUCUGAGGCAGUAUACCUGGGACAAGCAACUAGAGACUUGGGUGAAAUCUUCACUUGUUCCAAAGAACGUUUUGCCAACCGUAAUUUCUCCCAAAGAAUACAAAAGAAGAUUCAGAAAGUUCAUGGCUUUGCAUUUCUUUUGUGUCCCAGAUCAUUGGUGCUCACAAAUGUCCUCUGAAUCUUGUGAACUUUGUGGAGUCAGAGAUGAAGAUGAUGAUGAUACUUCUCAGCCGAAAUCCCAAAAGAAAGGGAGGCUUAAUGGUUUUUCCGCAUGAGUCUCAUUUACUUGUUUAUAUUGAUCAUUUUACUUUUGCUGCUGCUUCACCCUUACAGUUUUUACAUAUACUGUAAAUAGAUGAGUAUCCCAGUUUAUAUACCCAGCCCCAGUUAUUCUGCGAUUUUUAGCAAAUGUCUGGGGUCAGUUCCAUUCCUAUAGGUCGGUCCAAGCUCACCCUGAGGUUUUUGUAAAGUCGAAGUGUUUUACUUGGAAUCAAUUACAAGUUGCAGUCCCCAAAAUGUGUUACAUGAUGUAUUUUUGACAGUGUUCUUGUACACAUUUGUCAAUUGUCACUAUCAAUCACCAUUAUUACGUGGAAUGAAAUGCACAUUUAUAGAAAUUUG
Molecule: messenger RNA, 5584 nt
Organism: Corylus avellana
Lineage: Eukaryota; Viridiplantae; Streptophyta; Magnoliopsida; Fagales; Betulaceae
Gene: FAB1D
Product: FORMS APLOID AND BINUCLEATE CELLS 1A
Biological process (GO): phosphatidylinositol phosphate biosynthetic process
Cellular component (GO): endosome membrane
Molecular function (GO): ATP binding; 1-phosphatidylinositol-3-phosphate 5-kinase activity
Source: RefSeq, a predicted model, not a curated record